UUGAGUUUUGUAGCUAUAUGUGAGAUGUUGAGUCUUUUUAGAUAUAUAUUAAAUGUUGAGUUUAUUUGAAAUAUAAGAUGUUGAUUUACUUGAACACAUAUGACAUACUAGAUAUAUAUAUGAGAAUUUACAAUCAUUUAUUCAUUGUGUGAGAAGGAGAUGUUGAGAUUCUUGUAAAUGAAUACAUAUGAGAUGUUUAGAUGAACACAUAUGAAAUGUUGAGUGUUUACCGAUAUUUGAGAUGAACUCAUAUAUGUUUAUUUUGAAAUUUGAAAGGAUGGUUUGGCUUCUCGACUAUGUCUACGACACAAAACACCGGGCCUACAUGAUGCGCGAGAAGGAGAUGAAGCUUGAACCUUUGAAGAUUCGGUAUCACGGGGUCUCUGGUCUUGCCAUGCCUUACAAUGAGCGGUACACACCGUACAUCAAGCAGGCAGGACUACUCCAGGGGAUUCAGUUUGUCAGUCGGUCCAUGCCGAAUCUGAACGUUCCACUGGUGUCCGCUCUUGCUGAUCAGUGGAGGCCGGAGACGCACAGUUUCCAUCUUCGGACUGGGGAGAUGACCGUGACGCUCGAGGAUGUCUCGUUGAUCACCAGUCUUGCUAUCGACGGAAUGCCUCUCUGUAUGAGCACCGAUUCUGAUGGGUGGCGCGAGCAGAUGAUUGCUCUUAUCGGUAUGGCUCCUACCGAGGUUGAGGCUGAUGUAGAGGAGGGAGAAGAGAAGAAGAAGAGGGAAAAGAAAGCAGCCAGACCUGCUUUCACGUGCAUUCAAAAUAACUUUGCGACGUGCGCUCCGGAUACCACUGAUGAUGUGAUCCAGACACAUGCUCGUGUCUACAUGUGGUACGUUGUGUCGAGGACUUUGUUUCCAGUAAUUUUAGUGAUGUUCAAGCAAAUUAUGUGA
This is a messenger RNA of Triticum aestivum (bread wheat), 904 nucleotides long. Its product is annotated as protein MAIN-LIKE 1. Gene Ontology annotation, biological process: meristem maintenance; meristem development. Lineage: Eukaryota; Viridiplantae; Streptophyta; Magnoliopsida; Poales; Poaceae. The record is from RefSeq and is a predicted model, not a curated record. The transcript is spliced from 2 exons. Bases 242 to 904 code for a protein of 220 amino acids.